This is a messenger RNA of Thamnophis sirtalis, 752 nucleotides long. The record is from RefSeq and is a predicted model, not a curated record. Lineage: Eukaryota; Metazoa; Chordata; Lepidosauria; Squamata; Natricidae.
GUAGCCGUGAAGAGCUGCUGGAACGGCUGCAAACAUAUACUCUUCAGACAGGAAUUCUGCUUACCAGGCCUGUUAUGAGAGGAGAUGAAGGAGACAAUUCAGCCCCACCUCCCUUGCCAGGACCGGUCCAAGGCAUUCCUUUGCCCCCACCUCCCAUGGGCAUGCCCCCGAUGCAGCCUCCCCCUCCUCCUGGCAUGGGCCUCAACUUCCCCAUGGGUGUGGGACCUCCUCCACCGCCCCCCAAUCUGGGCGCGCCUCUUCGCAUGCAGAUGGAUCCUUCCUCGUUGCCCGAGGAGGAGCGACUGAAGCUGGCUCAGCAACAGGCCGCCAUGUUGAUCCAACAGGAGGAGAGAGGCAAGCAGGCAGCUGUCCUAAUGGAGCAGGCGCGCCAGCAAGAGAUGUCGAAGCUAGCCCCUUCAGUACCUCGGACAGUUCCAGAUCUUCUAGCAAGAACUCAAGGCCACCCCAGAAUGAGCCCCUCUCCCAGCUCCCCCAUGGGAAUGGCGAGCUCAAGACCCCGUGGCCCCCCACCUCCUCCUGGAGAAGACAGUCGGGAGAUCGAUGAUUCAGGGGUGGGCCCCAAAAUUCCUCAAGUCUUGGAAAAGAUCCUUCAGCUUAAGGAGAGCCGUCAGGAAGAGCUCACAUCUGUACCCGGAGCCACAGACGAUGACAUGGAGACCGAGCUGAGGGUGCUAGCCGGCAUCUCUGCCUCCGAUGCGGAAGACGACGCUUCAGCCAUGUCUAAGAAAGAG